Molecule: messenger RNA, 438 nt
Organism: Prunus armeniaca (apricot)
Lineage: Eukaryota; Viridiplantae; Streptophyta; Magnoliopsida; Rosales; Rosaceae
Source: the annotation of a GenBank genome assembly
AUGGAUCUUGAAUUUGCAGUUGGGGAUUGGGUGUUCUUGAAGCUAUCUCCUUGGAAGGGUGUGAUGAGGUUCGAGAAACGUGGGAAGUUGAGCCCCCAUUAUACUGGACCUUAUGAGAUCACAAAAUGCAUUGGACCCAUUGCCUACCUACUUGCCUUACCUCCAGAACUAUCUUGGAUCCAUGACGUAUUCCACGUAUCCAUGCUACGGAAGUACAUGCCCCAUCCUUCCUAUAUUAUGGAACAUCAACUCGUGGAGUUGAGAGAAGACUUGAUGAAUGAGGAGCAACCAAUGAAAAUUCUAGAUAGGAAGGAACAUGUGUUGCGCACUAGAACUAUUCCAGUAGUGAAGGUAUUGUGGAGGAAUCAAACCGUUGAAGAAGCUACGUGGGAACCCAAGGCGCAUAUGCGGACCAAAUACCCGUAUCUCUUCAAAUGA